Molecule: messenger RNA, 654 nt
Organism: Cladocopium goreaui
Lineage: Eukaryota; Dinophyceae; Suessiales; Symbiodiniaceae
Source: the annotation of a GenBank genome assembly
AUGGAGGUAGCGUGCCAUGCGGCCGGCCCACACCAAGUUGCGGCGGCCAGGACUUCGACAUGUUCCCUGCAGAAGAAGCCGCAUGGGAAGCCGGACAGGCAGUGCAUUGCGCACUGCUCCAAUGGGUUUCGUUGUCCUCGGGCCGUCCAGACCUCUUUCUCUACGAGACACAAGGCUUGUCCGGUCCCCUACUGUGAGAGGCAUUUGAAGUUUGGAGAUGAUGCGUUGAAGGUCUACCAGCAUCCCAAGGGUUUUGGCAAGAUCUUAGUUGCCAGGUUUAAUCUGCCAAAGGGAUAUCGAAUGGUCUACCAUGGUUUGCGGCAAACCACUGGAACUGAUCCCCACCUGGAUCCCGAUGAAGAUCGAACCUUGUGGUUCUACCCUGCGCCCGGCUUUGAAGUGAACGGCUAUCUGGAUCCGUCGCCAUGUCCGGGUUCCGUGCUGCAGUUUGCCGCCAACGGAGGGCCACAAGAGGUGGCGAACAUUCGGCAGAACGAUCGGAGUUUCGGGCAUCGCAAUGGCAGCUAUGGAGGGAUGGAGUAUGAAGCCUCGAUGUCCAUCCCUGCUGGGACGCAACUGGUGCACAACUAUGGCUCUGAGUGGUGGAAAGAUCGGCCCGAACUCAAACGCAGCAAUGUGGGAACGGAUUCUUGA